Molecule: messenger RNA, 3323 nt
Organism: Pseudophryne corroboree (corroboree frog)
Lineage: Eukaryota; Metazoa; Chordata; Amphibia; Anura; Myobatrachidae
Gene: APBA2
Product: amyloid beta precursor protein binding family A member 2
Exons: 15
Coding region: 591-2858 (755 amino acids)
Biological process (GO): chemical synaptic transmission
Cellular component (GO): cytoplasm; plasma membrane; dendritic spine
Molecular function (GO): amyloid-beta binding; protein binding
Source: RefSeq, a predicted model, not a curated record
AGGAUGGGGCAGCCGUCACUAUGGUAACAGCCUCAUCCCCUCCCUCCACUCUCUAGUGUAUUCUUCUCCCUUUCUCAGCUAAGGGGUUGCCGUUUUUGCCUACACAGGUUCCAGGGCAGUCACUAAGGGGUUUGUCCAUGCUGCUUCCCGGGUUAAUUAGUAGUCUCAGCGUGUGGCUGGGAAGCAGGCACACAAAAGAGCUGUUUGCUGCCUGAGAAUCUGGAGCUUCCGCAGAGAGGGAGACACACCAAGGCACUGCAGAACAGCUGCCCGCCUCCCACCGCUGACCAGCGCUCACUUCUGCACGCUGCACCGCCAUUGAAAGCUGACCACCGCAGACCACAACUGGCGGUGGUCAGAGGGACAUCAACGCCGCAGCGAAGAAGGACAGCUUAGUACCGCCGCAUCCCCCGCAGACCAUGGGCUCAUACGCCACCAACAACCACAGUCCCUUCCGCACCUCUGCUGCACAUAUCAGAUCUCUGCUGGAAGUAUGUGCAUGAGAAUGUGCUGUAAGUGGCUGAUCACAGUGCUGUAACAUCACAUACUGAGAUACGUUCAUGUAAUGAUGGUCAUGUGAAGUGUUGAAUAUGGCCAACAGGAAACGUCAGAGCACCAGGGCCAGCAUGCUGGACCAAAGACCAAGAUCCUGCCCUUCUUCUCCCCAAGUUGUAGCCCGUGAUAAGGAGGACUCUGUAUAUGAGGAAACUGUAGUACACGAGUACACAAAUACACCGUUGCCUAGCAGCAGGCGCACCACAAACAACCAAGAGGAGCAAGAUUGUAAUGACAAUAGUGGUGAUGGUGACUCAAGCUCUGACUAUGUGAAUAAUACAUCCGAUGAGGAGUAUGAUGAAGGACUGCCUGAUGAAGAGGAAGGUAUCACUUAUUAUAUACGGUAUUGUCCUGAAGAUGAUAGUUACCUUGAAGGUAUGGAUUGCAAUGGAGAGGAGUAUAUCCAUACUGAAGAGCCGCAUGUAGAGACAGAUGAAUGUGUUGAAGCAGUGGAAGAUGAAUGGACGGAAUCCAAGAUACAGCAGCAACAAGAUUGUAAUGAUGAAGAAAUAGGGCAAGAAAGUCAGAUGCAAAUUUUGGAGGAGGAUAAUUCAUCCUCAUUAGAGGUACAAGACCAGGAGGAAACAGCACAGUAUAGUGAAAAUGAAGAAGUUUAUCAAGACUACUAUCCAGCCGAGGCUAAUGGAAAUUCACUUCCACCAUCCCCAUAUCAUACAAGGAAAACUGAUGGAGAUGUAGAAGAUCAAGAGGAGGACAUUGAUCAGAUAGUGGCUGAGAUCAAAAUGAGCAUGAGUAUGAGCAGCAUCAAUAGUACUACUGACAUGAGCCCUGAGCAUAGUGUAACAGAGAACGUGACAAUAGACCAUAAGGAAAUAUGCCAGAAAACAGACACGGACCUUCCUGCUAACAGACAUGAAGGGCGACCAAAAUCUUUAAAUAUUCCCUCUGCUUCAAAGCAUGCUGGUGACAUGCCAAGGAGUUAUAAAACAAAGGUUCGAACUCCAGAAGAUAGACAGAAGUGGUCGCAAGAACAGGUGUGUAACAGUGUGGAACAGCCCAGGAAACAGCAGCGCUCUGACCUGAAUGGACCAAUUGAUAACAACAAUGUGGCAGAGCAGCAGCAGACAAAGAAAGUGGCAUCUUUUCCUAGUUUUGUGGACGUGCCUGGCCCUUGUGAACCCGAAGAUCUCAUUGAUGGAAUCAUCUUUGCAGCCAAUUUCUUGGGGUCCACACAGCUGUUGUCAGAGCGUAAUCCAUCAAAAAAUAUUAGGAUGAUGCAAGCACAGGAGGCGGUGAGCCGCGUGAAGAGGAUGCAGAAGGCUGCUAAAAUCAAGAAAAAAGCGAAUUCUGAAGGAGAUUCACAGACGUUGACAGAAGUGGAUCUUUUUAUAUCAACACAGAGGAUUAAAGUUUUAAAUGCUGAUACACAGGAAACAAUGAUGGACCAUGCACUGAGGACAAUUUCAUACAUUGCUGACAUUGGUAACAUUGUUGUCUUGAUGGCAAGACGUCGGAUGCCAAGAUCUGCAUCUCAAGAUUGUAUAGAAACUACUCCGGGUACUCAGGAAGGAAAGAAGCAGUACAAGAUGAUCUGCCAUGUGUUUGAAUCAGAAGACGCACAGCUCAUUGCUCAGUCGAUUGGCCAAGCUUUUAGCGUUGCUUACCAGGAAUUUUUACGAGCCAAUGGGAUCAACCCAGAAGACCUCAGUCAAAAAGAAUACAGUGACAUAAUAAAUACUCAAGAAAUGUAUAAUGAUGACCUCAUACACUUCUCUAAUUCUGAAAACUGCAAAGAGCUGCAGGUGGAAAAGCUGAAGGGAGAGAUACUGGGAGUGGUUAUUGUGGAAUCUGGAUGGGGCUCAAUACUCCCCACUGUAAUACUGGCAAAUAUGAUGAACGGAGGACCAGCUGCACGUUCUGGGAAGCUCAGCAUUGGGGACCAAAUCAUGUCCAUAAAUGGAACAAGCUUGGUUGGUCUUCCUCUAGCAACAUGUCAAGGUAUUAUUAAGGGCCUUAAGAAUCAAACACAGCUGAAGCUAAACAUUGUGAGUUGUCCACCUGUCACUACUGUCCUUAUCAAGAGACCUGAUCUGAAAUACCAGCUGGGAUUCAGUGUGCAGAAUGGAAUUAUCUGCAGCCUCAUGAGGGGAGGAAUUGCCGAGAGAGGUGGUGUAAGAGUGGGACACCGUAUUAUUGAGAUCAAUGGACAAAGUGUGGUGGCCACAGCUCAUGAGAAGAUCGUCCAGGCACUCUCCAAUUCCGUAGGGGAGAUCCACAUGAAGACCAUGCCAGCAGCCAUGUUCCGGCUUCUCACUGGACAGGAAACACCUCUUUACAUCUAACACCGAGAAGCCAUAAGAGGAAAUGUGUUAUAAAACCAGAUCACUAUACAUCAACAUAUCAAUACAGACACUGGGCAGACAUUUUGUAUUUUGAACAAAUGAGCAGCAAUUAUCAAUGGACAGAUGCGUUUGCCUUCUCCUGUUGUCUGUGCUUCUUUCUUUUGCCAAAGGCGUUGCCAGUUCCAAGCUAGUUCAUGACCAACAAGGACAAUUUAUAAAUCAUAGAGUGAGACAUUCCAGACUGUUUACUCAUUAUGACUAGUAACAAGGAUAUUUAUUUGUUAUUGUACAUGUAGUGUUAAAGUGUAUGUGCUGUAUGUUUCAUUGGUAAGUGUGUGAACAUUGAGACAGAGGAAGAAACAAUAUACAGUGGGUUCUAUAAGCCAGUGACAUCAACUCCAGGCUUGGCUCGUGUGGAAAUGCUAUGCUAUGGCGGUCCCAUUAAACAAAGUCUUGAUAAUCCAA